AUGUGUGUGUUUAGCUUUUACCUAAGAAACUUAUAAUGAUUUUUACAGAAAUCAAGACUUAUUUGUGCUAUAACCUUAAGUAUUUCUCAGUUGUAUUAGUCGUGAAUGCUGGAUAAGAAUAAUAUUGUUGAUAACUUAUGUCAAGAUAUUGUAAUAGCCAACUAGGUCUAGUCCUACUAUAAACUAUGCGCUUUAGGGUUGUCAAAACAAUCACAGCAUUUCUUAUAAUUUUAAACUUUAUAUCAGUUUUCUUUAUAUGGAAGUUCUUUGCCCUGCACGGGAAAUCAUCCAAAAGUGACACCAAAUUACCGGAUUUGGAAAAUAAAAUAAAAAGUUUUGUACCUGCUAGCAAAAGUCCAGAACAUAUCAAUCGAGUUCAAAGUGAGAUUACGUUUGUUAUGAGAUCCUUUGAACCAUUUGAUCAUGACAUUAUUGAAUCAGUUUAUAGCUUGCUAAACAUUUAUCCAAGAGUGAAUAUUCUAAUCAUAACGGAUACACCUUUCUAUCCACCAAUAAUACUGAACAAGACAAAUGCCAGCACUGUGAAAUUUGUGUCAACUAAACCUAAUCUUACAGGAAGUUUAAAGGACAGAACUCCAAUCCUACAUAUAGAAACCAGAUAUACAUUGUUUAUACCUGAUUCAACCCGCUUGAAUAACAAAAAAAUAGCUGAAAAGCUAAUUGAUAUUUCAUUGAAGAAUGACACAAUUCUUGCGAUUCCUUAUAAAUCCAAAGAAUUGAAAUGUCUUAAGAUACAUUUAGAUAUAAGAGAAUGGUUCAUUCGAUUCGACAGUUCACAGCUUACAAAAGAAUGUGACUUUGUAAAGGGGAAGCAUGCCCUAUUUUUAGAAAGUAAAUUACUCUACAGGGUGACAGAUCCUUUCAUGCUACCAUUUCCUGAUUCUCUGUUUAUACAAUUAUCUUCAAUGUCUGUUAAGGUGAUUAUAGCUGAUGAAUUACAAAUGAGUAGUGGGAAAAAACUGCUGAAAAGCCACCAUAAUCAAUGGAAGGCGCAACAGGCUGAUAAAGACCGUCAGAAAUCAAUGUUCCAUAACUUGGAACUUAAGAAGGUGGUCAGAGAAAAUGGAGUUAUUGAGUGGUACGGCUGCAAGCGUGACACACCGAGAUGUUUUGGUUCCAUUGUAGACGAGACGCCUCAGUACUUGUGGGAAGGGAAGUGGACACCGCCAUGUUGUCUAGCUGGUCUGAGAAGGACAGCGCGACAUGUGUUCGAGCAGUUGGAAGAAGCCGGUGUGAGGUAUUGGUUGGAGGGAGGCAGUCUGCUUGGAGCCAUGAGAGCAGGAGACAUCCUGCCCUGGGACUACGACGUUGACAUCGGAAUUUACAAGGAGGAUAUCACAAAAUGCACCUGGCUACUGCGAGCCGGCAUCAAACCCAUCACAGACCAGCAAGGCUUUGUCUGGGAGAAAGCAAUUGAAGGUGACUUUUACAGGGUUCAAUUCAGCCAAGUGAACCGGCUGCAUGUGGACAUUUUCCCGUUUUAUUCGAGAAACGGCACAAUGACAAAAGACACUUGGUUCAAAACUCACCGGCAAGAUAUGGAGUUUCCCGAACACUAUUUGAAACCGCUAUCAACAAUAGAAUUUGUAGGGCGUCCCGUCUCUGCGCCGAACAACAUCCACGACUUUUUAGAGUUGAAGUUCGGAGAGGGAGCUAUUGAACACCCCGAGUAUCCUAAUCCUCGCAAAAUGGAAAUCCAUGGUAUGUCCAGAGGACCGGUUAAGAGUUAAUCCGAUCAGCUGAUUUGGUAAGGCUUUGUAAAAAGAUUUUGGUACGCUCUACAAAUUUUUUAUUGCAUCAAACUACAUUUGAACCGAAAUAAUGUUGACAUAUUAGAGAACCUAACCAUUUUGCAUGGUAUAUUUUAGAACUUUAUUUAAACCAGUUACCUAAAAAGGAUACCAGCUUAUCCUUAUUAAUAGUCAACGAUAAAUGCUAAUUGCCCUUUACCCUAUGGAUGCCAAAUUAUAUAGGCCCCAGGCAUUGGAUAAAUUUGCGUUAAUAAUAACCGUUAAGAGCCUAAAGCCAAGCAAAGUGUUGUGAUGAAAUGCCAAGGGCUAAAAACAAUUUUCCUUUUAACUGACUAAUUUUUUAUCCUAUUUUACAGAAACUCAUACAUGUCCGUAAUGAAUUUUCAUAUACAGGGUUUUUUCUAAACUCCCUACCCUACUGAUCUUUAAAGGCAUUUAUCUUUCCGUAUAACCAAUAAGUAACCUAUUUUUAAGCCAGUUAGCGACUAUUUAUGUGCCAUACUUUAAUUAUGUUAGUGUUCACGUACUAGUCCAACUUAAGUUUAGAAAAGAUUGUUUAUUUUUGUUAUAACCUAUGUGAUAAUGUUGUAGCGCAACUGAGAUUUUACUUUUGAAUGGGACAAGGUUUAGGAUUUUUUAUUGUCCAAGUACAGUAUAUUAAUCACAUAACAGUAACCUUAAAAGUACCUCUUUGGUACCCCUUAUAAACCUCUUCGGGGGUCAAGUUCAUCACCUGGUCAGCAGGUCCCUGAUAUUCUGUUGUUUGAUGUUCAUGUUAAACACAUAUUUUUGGUGCUGAUUCUUUUCAUCUGUUGGAAAUUUUGUUUUUAAAUUCCCUGCAAAGUUAUACUACUAACGUAGAUGGUAUAUUUUCAAUUUUCAUCAUAAAAUUUUUCACUUUUAUCUUUAUUGUUCAUUAUAUUGACAAUAUCAAAAUAUAGGUCAUUCCUAAACACUGUGGGAAAAAAUACCCUACCAUAUAGUCUUACACAAGGCAUCUGUGAUAUUUUAAGUUAUUGUACUCAUGGCAGCAGCUAGAUUCAUUGUGAUUCUCUUGUUUCAAAUAAAUUUUAACUGACAAAGCGUAUCUUUUAGUCAUGAUAAGCAGAGGAAGUUAUGGUCUAUUCUAAUGCUGGGGCCUCACAGCCAAAUCUGUAUACCACCAUCUUAUUAAAUUAUUCAAUGCCAUAGCAUUGUCAUAACAUUUAUUCAGAUACAAUCUGUACUGUAUUAUUGAAUUUCCCAUAUAGGUAAUAAGCCAUUACCGUUAGUCUCAUACCUAGCAUUCAGAGUGAUUUAUUUUUUGUUUUGAUGUCCCCAGAAGACAAAUAGCCAUCCGUUUAAACGUAUAGAUAUGUGUGUAUGUGCAUGUGUCUGUUAGCACAAUAUCUUCAGUAAAAAUAAACUUAUUUGUAUGUUACUUGGGUGCAAACGUGUAAACAAUCGUUAAUUUGAACAAAUUCGCAAACCAGCAUUAUUGAGCUAUGGGAACAGUGUUUAAUGGGGUGAAAAGUAGUUUUUACCAUUUUGACCCUAAAGAUAGAACUUUAUUAUUAUUUUCUAAACCAUUUUGUAGAGCCUAAAAAAC
Molecule: messenger RNA, 3360 nt
Organism: Macrosteles quadrilineatus (aster leafhopper)
Lineage: Eukaryota; Metazoa; Arthropoda; Insecta; Hemiptera; Cicadellidae
Product: ribitol 5-phosphate transferase FKRP
Exons: 3
Coding region: 186-1751 (521 amino acids)
Biological process (GO): protein O-linked glycosylation via mannose
Cellular component (GO): Golgi apparatus
Source: RefSeq, a predicted model, not a curated record